Messenger RNA from Sarcophilus harrisii (Tasmanian devil), 9185 nucleotides. RefSeq names its product dedicator of cytokinesis 7 (gene DOCK7). Bases 63 to 6458 code for a protein of 2131 amino acids. Gene Ontology annotation, biological process: positive regulation of GTPase activity; axonogenesis; small GTPase-mediated signal transduction. Gene Ontology annotation, molecular function: guanyl-nucleotide exchange factor activity. NCBI's taxonomy places the organism in Eukaryota, Metazoa, Chordata, Mammalia, Dasyuromorphia, Dasyuridae. The transcript has 50 exons. The record is from RefSeq and is a predicted model, not a curated record.
GCCCGGCGGGGCGGGGGCGGGGGCGCGCAGUCCUGGUCGGCCGGGCCCCGGGCGCCGCAGCCAUGGCGGAACGCAGAGCCUUCGCGCAGAAGAUCAGCAGGACGGUGGCAGCCGAAGUGAGGAAGCAGAUCUCGGGCCAGUACAGUGGCUCGCCCCAGCUUCUCAAGAACCUCAGCCUCGUGGGCGGCGUCUCCCAUCAUGCCAGCGUUCCCCUUAGCGAAGCUGUGGACCCGGUGGAUUUGGAAGAUUACUUAAUCACACACCCCCUGGCUGUGGAGUCUGGGCCUCUGAGGGACUUGCUUGAAUUUCCCCCAGAUGACAUUGAAGUUGUUUAUAAUCCCAGGGACUGUCGAACCCUUGUGUCGGCUGUACCUGAAGAAAGUGAAAUGGACCCUCAUGUUAGAGACUGCGUGAGGAGCUACACUGAAGACUGGGCCAUUGUGAACAGAAAGUACCACAAACUGGGAACCGGCUUUAAUCCUAACACAUUAGACAAACAAAAAGAAAGGCAAAAAGGUUUGCCCAAACAGAUCUUUGAGUCCGAUGAAGCUCCUGAUGGGAACAGCUACCAGGAUGAACAAGAUGACCUUAAAAGACGGUCUGUGUCAAUCGAUGACACCCCCCGGGGCAGCUGGGCCUGCAGCAUCUUUGACUUGAAGAAUUCCCUGCCCGAUGCACUGCUCCCCAGUCUUCUUGAUCGGACUCCAAAUGAAGACAUUGACCAUCAGAAUGAUGACCAAAGAAAAUCCAACCGUCAUAAAGAGCUGUUUGCUUUGCACCCGGCACCAGAUGAGGAAGAGCCCAUAGAACGACUCAGUAUUCCUGAAAUACCCAAAGAACAUUUUGGUCAAAGACUUCUUGUAAAAUGCUUGUCCCUCAAAUUUGAAAUUGAAAUUGAACCCAUUUUUGCAAGUUUGGCUUUAUAUGAUGUCAAGGAAAAGAAAAAGAUUUCAGAGAAUUUUUAUUUUGACCUUAACUCUGAGCAAAUGAAAGGCAUGCUGCGUCCCCAUGUGCCUCCUGCUGCCAUCACCACCUUGGCAAGAUCUGCCAUUUUUUCUAUAACUUAUCCAUCUCAAGAUGUAUUUCUUGUAAUAAAGCUAGAAAAAGUUCUACAGCAAGGGGACAUUGGAGAGUGUGCAGAGCCAUACAUGAUUUUCAAAGAAGCAGAUGCUACUAAGAACAAGGAGAAGCUGGAGAAGCUGAGGAGCCAGGCUGAACAGUUUUGUCAGAGACUGGGCAAGUACCGCAUGCCGUUUGCUUGGACGGCCAUCCACCUGAUGAACAUCGUCAGCAGCGCCGGGAGUUUAGAGAGAGAUUCCUCCGACGUAGAGAUCAGUACUGGAGAACGCAAAGGAUCAUGGUCUGAGAGAAGAAAUUCCAGUGUGGUUGGCAGACGAUCCCUAGAAAGAACCACAAGCGGGGAUGAAGCUUGUAGUCUUACCACCUUUCGGCCAGCAACCCUCACAGUGACAAACUUUUUUAAGCAGGAAGGAGAUCGCUUAAGUGAUGAGGAUCUCUAUAAGUUUCUUGCUGAUAUGAGAAGGCCAUCUUCUGUCUUACGGCGAUUAAGACCCAUUACAGCUCAACUGAAGAUUGACAUUUCACCUGCACCAGAGAAUCCCCAUUACUGCCUAACCCCUGAAUUGCUGCAAGUCAAACUCUACCCUGACAGUAGAGUUAGACCUACUAGGGAAAUCCUGGAAUUUCCUGCCAGGGAUGUGUAUGUCCCGAACACUACUUACAGGAAUCUCCUCUACGUGUACCCUCAAAGCCUCAAUUUUGCCAACCGGCAAGGUUCUGCCAGAAACAUUACUGUGAAAGUCCAGUUCAUGUAUGGAGAGGAUCCAAGCAAUGCUAUGCCGGUGAUCUUUGGCAAAUCCAGCUGUUCAGAAUUUUCAAAGGAAGCCUACACAGCUGUAGUGUAUCACAACAGAUCCCCAGAUUUCCAUGAAGAAAUUAAAGUUAAACUUCCUGCCACCUUAACUGACCACCACCAUCUGCUUUUUACUUUCUAUCACGUGAGCUGUCAGCAGAAACAAAAUACCCCGCUUGAGACGCCCGUCGGCUAUACAUGGAUCCCGAUGCUUCAGAAUGGACGGUUGAAGACUGGUCAGUUUUGCUUGCCCGUCUCCUUGGAAAAGCCACCCCAGGCCUACUCAGUGCUCUCUCCUGAGGUGCCUCUUCCCGGCAUGAAGUGGGUGGAUAAUCACAAGGGAGUAUUUAACGUGGAAGUUGUGGCUGUGUCUUCGAUCCACACUCAGGAUCCUUAUUUGGACAAGUUCUUCGCUCUGGUUAAUGCUCUGGAUGAGCACAUGUUCCCAGUGCGGAUAGGAGACAUGAGGAUCAUGGAAAAUAACUUGGAAAAUGAAUUGAAAAGCAGUAUUUCAGCGCUGAAUUCAUCUCAGCUGGAGCCAGUGGUGCGAUUUCUUCACCUCCUGCUUGACAAACUGAUACUUCUUGUUGUGCGACCGCCCGUCAUCGCUGGCCAGAUAGUGAACCUCGGACAGGCGUCUUUUGAAGCCAUGGCUUCCAUUGUUAAUCGACUGCACAAAAACCUGGAAGGGAACCAGGACCAGCACGGCCGGAACAGCCUUCUGACUUCGUACAUUUAUUACGUGUUUCGCCUGCCCAAUACCUACCCCAACUCCCCGUCACCAGGCCCUGGGGGUUUGGGAGGGUCCGUGCACUAUGCCACAAUGGCUCGAUCGGCCGUGAGACCAGCCAGCCUUCACUUAAAUCGCUCCCGGAGCCUCAGCAACAGCAAUCCCGAUAUAUGUGGAACCCCUACAUCUCCCGACGAUGAAGUACGCUCAAUCAUUGGCAGCAAGGGCUUAGACCGCUCCAAUUCCUGGGUUAACACUGGUGGUCCAAAGGCUGCCCCAUGGGGAUCCAACCCCAGUCCAAGUGCAGAGUCAACACAGGCGAUGGAUCGGAGUUGUAAUCGCAUGUCUUCGCACACAGAGACGUCAAGUUUCUUACAAACAUUAACGGGACGUUUACCAACUAAAAAGCUUUUCCAUGAGGAGCUGGCUUUGCAGUGGGUAGUCUGCAGCGGCAGCGUGCGGGAGGCGGCUCUGCAGCAGGCCUGGUUCUUCUUCGAGCUGAUGGUGAAAAGCAUGGUGCACCAUUUAUAUUUUACGGAUAAACUCGAGGCGCCACGCAAGAGCCGCUUCCCAGAGCGCUUCAUGGACGACAUCGCGGCUCUGGUCAGCACCAUCGCGGGUGACAUCGUGGGUCGCUUUCAGAAGGACACGGAAAUGGUGGAACGGCUCAACAUGAGUCUCGCUUUCUUCCUCAACGAUCUCUUGUCAGUCAUGGACCGAGGAUUCGUGUUUAGCCUCAUCAAGGCCUGCUACAAACAGGUGUCUUCGAAGCUCUACUCGCUCCCAAACCCGAGCCUCCUUGUGUCCUUGAGGCUGGACUUCCUGAGGGUCAUUUGCAGUCACGAACAUUACGUCACCCUCAACCUGCCCUGCAGCUUGCUCACGCCACCAGCCUCGCCAUCCCCAUCUGUAUCUUCGGCAACAUCUCAGAGCUCUGGAUUUUCCACCAACGUCCAAGACCAGAAGACGGCAAACAUGUUUGAGCUGUCUCUGCCCUUUCGCCAGCAGCAUUACCUGGCAGGACUCGUGUUGACUGAGCUGGCCAUCAUUUUAGACCCUGAUGCAGAUGGUUUGUUUGGAUUGCAUAAGAAGGUCAUCAACAUGGUACACAAUUUAUUGUCCAGUCAUGAUUCCGACCCACGGUACUCUGACCCUCAGGUAAAGGCUCGGGUGGCCAUGCUCUAUCUCCCUUUGAUCGGCAUCAUCAUGGAAACUGUGCCUCAGCUGUAUGAUUUUACAGAAACGCACAAUCAGCGAGGACGGCCCAGCUGUGUGGCGAUCGAGGAUUAUGAAAGUGAGGGCGGAAAUAUGAUAAGCCAGACGGUGGCCAUGGCGAUCGCAGGCGCCCCGGUGCCCCAGCUUGCAAGACCCAGCAGCUUUCUGCUCACUUCAUCGACCGGCCGCCAGCACUCCAUGUUCUCGGCGGAAUCGAGCCGCAGCCUCCUGAUCUGCCUCCUGUGGGUCCUCAAGAAUGCGGACGAGACGGUCCUGCAGAAGUGGUUCACGGACCUGUCCGUGCUGCAGCUCAACCGGCUGCUGGACCUGCUCUACCUCUGCGUGUCCUGCUUCGAGUACAAAGGGAAGAAAGUCUUUGAAAGGAUGAAUAGUUUGACCUUUAAGAAAUCGAAGGACAUGAGAGCCAAACUCGAAGAGGCCAUCCUCGGAAGCAUCGGAGCCAGGCAAGAAAUGGUGCGCCGGAGCCGUGGGCAGCUGGAGAGAAGCCCAUCGGGAAGCGCCUUUGGAAGCCAAGAAAACCUGCGGUGGAGAAAGGACAUGACCCACUGGCGCCAGAACACGGAGAAACUGGACAAGUCGCGGGCGGAGAUCGAACACGAAGCCCUUAUUGAUGGAAACCUGGCCACCGAGGCCAACCUGAUCAUCCUGGAUACGCUGGAGAUCAUCGUGCAGACCGUGUCCCUGGCGGAGUCCAAGGAGAGCAUCCUGGGCGGGGUGCUCAAGGUGCUCCUGCACAGCAUGGCCUGCCACCAGAGUGCCCUCUACCUGCAGCACUGCUUUGCCACGCAGCGGGCGCUGGUCUCCAAGUUCCCCGAGCUGCUCUUUGAGGAGGAGACGGAGCAGUGCGCCGACCUCUGCCUGCGCCUCCUGCGCCACUGCAGCAGCAGCGUCAGCUCCAUCCGCUCCCACGCCAGCGCCUCCCUUUACCUCCUGAUGAGGCAGAACUUCGAGAUUGGCAACAACUUUGCCCGCGUCAAGAUGCAGGUGACCAUGUCGCUCUCGUCGCUGGUGGGCACCUCGCAGAGCUUCAACGAGGAGUUCCUGCGCCGCUCCCUGAAGACCAUCCUGACCUAUGCCGAGGAGGACCUGGAGCUGCGGGAGACCACGUUCCCGGACCAGGUGCAGGACCUUGUCUUCAACCUCCACAUGAUCCUCUCUGACACGGUGAAGAUGAAGGAGCACCAGGAGGACCCCGAGAUGCUCAUCGACCUCAUGUACAGGAUCGCCAAGGGCUACCAGACGUCUCCGGACCUGCGCCUGACCUGGCUGCAGAACAUGGCCGGCAAGCACUCGGAGAGGAGCAACCAUGCCGAGGCCGCCCAGUGCUUGGUGCACUCGGCCGCGCUGGUGGCCGAGUACCUGAGCAUGCUGGAGGACCGGAAGUACCUGCCCGUGGGAUGCGUGACCUUCCAGAACAUCUCGUCCAACGUCCUGGAGGAGUCGGCCGUGUCGGACGACGUCGUGUCCCCCGACGAAGAAGGCAUCUGCUCGGGAAAGUACUUCACAGAGGCCGGGCUGGUGGGGCUGCUGGAGCAGGCGGCGGCCUCCUUCUCCAUGGCCGGCAUGUAUGAAGCGGUUAAUGAAGUUUACAAAGUGCUCAUUCCCAUUCAUGAAGCGAACCGGGACGCCAAGAAGCUGUCCAUCAUUCAUGGUAAACUCCAAGAGGCGUUCAGCAAAAUCGUUCAUCAGAGCACGGGCUGGGAGCGGAUGUUCGGGACCUAUUUUCGUGUGGGUUUUUAUGGGACCAAGUUCGGGGACUUGGAUGAGCAGGAGUUCGUGUAUAAGGAGCCUGCGAUAACCAAACUUGCCGAGAUCUCGCACCGACUGGAGGGGUUUUACGGAGAAAGAUUUGGAGAGGAUGUAGUUGAAGUAAUCAAAGACUCUAACCCUGUGGACAAGUGCAAAUUAGACCCUAAUAAGGCAUACAUCCAGAUCACCUACGUGGAGCCCUACUUUGACACUUAUGAGAUGAAGGACAGGAUCACCUACUUUGACAAAAACUACAACCUGCGCCGCUUCAUGUACUGCACGCCCUUCACCUUAGAUGGCCGGGCCCACGGCGAGCUCCACGAGCAGUUCAAGCGGAAGACCAUCCUCACAACGUCACACGCCUUUCCCUACAUUAAGACCAGGAUCAACGUCAUCCACAAGGAGGAGAUCAUAUUGACCCCCAUUGAAGUUGCCAUUGAAGACAUGCAAAAAAAGACCCAGGAGCUGGCAUUUGCCACCCACCAGGACCCGGCAGACCCCAAGAUGCUUCAGAUGGUCCUCCAAGGGUCCGUGGGCACAACAGUGAACCAGGGACCACUGGAAGUCGCCCAGGUGUUCCUGUCGGAGAUACCCCAUGACCCCAAGCUCUUCAGACACCACAACAAGCUGCGUCUGUGCUUCAAGGACUUUACCAAAAGGUGUGAGGAUGCCUUAAGGAAAAACAAGAGCUUGAUCGGGCCGGACCAGAAGGAGUACCAGCGGGAGCUGGAGAGGAACUACCACCGGCUCAAGGAGGCCCUGCAGCCGCUCAUCAGCAGGAAGAUCCCUCAGCUGUACAAGGCCCUGCUGCCCAGCGCCGGCCACAGAGAUUCCUUCAGCAGGAUGAGUCUUCGCAAAGUGGACCUCUAGGAGCACGAGCACCUGCCCCGUCAGCUGCAGGCGGUAGAGCCGGACGUGGCCGUGUCCACACUGAGAAUCGCACGGAGACUCCAGGCCCGGGACCUCGUUUUGGACAGAUGCCUCCGGUCCCUCCUGGGGAAGAGUUCAGGGCCCAGAAUGCGCCUCCCUUGUCCAAUGUAGACUGUUACUGCAUAAGAAUCAUGGCUGUGGCUUUCCAGCGUCCUGGGGAGGUGCUGGGAGCUUUUUCAAAGCCAUUUCUGUGAUUCCAAGGUACACUAAAUACAUUUACUAUUAUUUAUAGCCUACCUAAUGUUAAAUUUAUUUACAUCCAGUUCAUAGAUUUAAUUUAUAUUAGCUUUUCCAGAUGCAUUUUUGAACCAUUUUAAUGUAGUAAUGUUUAUUUUAAAGGUACUUAUUAAAUAUGUGGAUGUUUUCACUUAUUUUAUUCCCGUGUGAACGUUCCCAUCUGUUGGUGGGGGCAGAGGCUGCUGGGAAGCCAGUCAAGAGCUGUUGCUCCCAAAUUACUGAAGUGAAGGUCCCGCCCAAUGCCCACGGAGGGCCAAACGCUGGAGACGGACGGCUGGAGCUUAUUAAAUUGUCAGAUGGAGGAAGUGAGGGGAGGUGACCCGCCGUCACCCACGGGCCGCUCGCCCAAGGCAAGGGCUUGAAGGCAGAAUCCUGGGGCUUCCCUUCCCAGCCAUGGGACGGAGCCCUCGAGCCCUGGGAGAGAGGGUCCAAAGCCUCUUCUGGUCGGUCCUCGGGCUUCGGGGACAAACCGUGAGGCGGCUGGGCUCGUUCAGAAUCUGCCUGAAGAAGAACACUCCUCUGGGCAUGCUGGCCUUGGGGACGGUGCUCCAGGGAGGGACCGGGUGCUCCCCAAGCCCAGUAGGCGGGCCACUGGAAGUGAUGUGUGGGUCCUCAGCCCUCCUGCAGGGGAGAAACCCCGGGGAGUCUGCCCCGAGAACACACAGGGGCCCCGAUGGCGUUUUGGAUCUUGUCUCGCCCCUGUGAAUGACGAUGUCCGUUGGGCUGGGGAAGCUCUUCCUUGGGUCUGGAAGUGAGCAAGUCUCAGCCAUGUGACCGCUUUCUGCCAGGGACCCCCAGCAAGGAGCCAGAUUCUACAGCAACGUCCAGGGGACAGAACCAUUUGGGCCUGGGACUCUGUGGUGGCCGGUCCGACUGACACAGAGGAGAGAGCAGCUUCCAGGCUGGCUUGGCCGUGGAUGCAGCCCAAGGCUGGCACCGAUGGACACCCCAGAAAGAGCCUCACCCGUCCCCUCCCGGGGCUCUGGCCUGUCAGCAUCAUCCAGGCCUGGGCUUGGGGAGAAGAGAGGAAGCAAGCAAAGCGGGGCCCAGAGGGGGAGGAAGGUGGUGAUGGUGAUGAUGAAGGUGGUGAUGAAGAUGAUGGUGAUGGUGGUGAUGGAGAUGGAGAUGGAGAUGGAGAAGACAGUGGUCACCAGCAGCCAACAUUGCUGAGCUGCUUGCUGUCGGCCAGCACUGAGCUGAGCUGUGUGCAGUUCCUCUUCACGAGCACUGAGGAAGGUGCUGCUUUACCCAUUUUACAGAUGAGGAAGCUGAGGCAGAAGUGAAUGCCCUUCCUUGCUCGGGGGCACCUGAGGCUGGAUUCUAACUCGGAUCUUGCCGCCUGCAGGCCCGACCCUCCCUCCGCUGCCCCACCAGCUGCCUUUGGUAACUCAGGGCAGGUGAGGGGCUGCCAUAGGGUCCGGGUGGAAACCCCUCUGCUGGCAGCUGGAGGGAAGGAGGCCCCAGGACAGGGUCCGAGCUUCCCCAGGCCAGGGUCCCUCACUGCCGCUGAGAACCAGUGGUUGUAAUGGAGAAGUGGGGGCACCCAUCCCCCUUGAGCCUUCCUUCCCUGAGCUGCAGCUUCCCGUGGGUCUGUUCCUCUCAGGUCCAGUUGGCUCUCGGGCCAUCUCUAAGCUGGUCUGAGUGGAAGCUCUUCUCGGACGUCCCCCACCUCCCCACAGUCCGUAUUCCCCAAGAUUGGGCCAGCUGCGCUUUUAACCUACCACAGAGAAGCCCCCGCGGCACCCCUCCGGCACGCUGCAAGUGCAGCCCCCACCACGGGUGAAGGUGGCCUUGGGCACUCAGACCGUCCUUUGGGAUCACGGCAUUCGAGCCCGGAGUUGCCACGGGAACAGUCCAGGCCUCUGAGGUCCCUUUGGACUCUUACCUUGUGGGCCCUGCCUCAAGGGAAAAUGACCCCCACCCGCCCCCAGCCCAGCUGGGCCCUUCCCAGUUAUUAUUGAACAAAUGCCAAGGUCUUGGAACACUUCCCAUUUAUCGGGCUCUUUUACUAGGCAGUCUCAGUAUCACAAAAGCCAAGCACCCGGCCGGGGAGGUGCAUCCGGAGGGAUGCCUGGGUCCGGACAGGCUCAGCUGGCCAGAAGCAUCUGAUGGGAUCCAUGGGCCCGAACAAAAGCUGGCUUUGUCUGGGAGGGGGAGGGGGGGGGGGAAGAUAAAAUUUGGCCAGAGGUAGAGGGGGUGACAUCUGGGGGAUCAAGCUCAGUGCCCCUGCCCUAGAUCAGAACCGCUGAAGUGAGGGCCAGGCCUCUAGGGUCCUCCUUUGGGGGAAGCAGUGACCUCACAGAAACUGUUUCACCCUAUUCUCACGUGUAAAACUAUCUGAUUAAUCCUUUAAUCAUGUUUUUCUUAACACAGGAAGACUCAAUUCCCCACUUUUUCUUUGCAUGUUAAUAUAUUCCCCCUGAAAUUGUA